Molecule: messenger RNA, 1656 nt
Organism: Daldinia childiae
Lineage: Eukaryota; Fungi; Ascomycota; Sordariomycetes; Xylariales; Hypoxylaceae
Product: 4-coumarate-CoA ligase-like 7
Exons: 3
Coding region: 1-1656 (551 amino acids)
Biological process (GO): secondary metabolic process
Molecular function (GO): CoA-ligase activity
Source: RefSeq, a predicted model, not a curated record
AUGGUUCUUGAAUCAAGAUGGACGGUACCAAUACCGAAUUGCUCCGUGCCAAAAUGGGUAUUUGGAUCCUCCUUCGACUCACUCCCAGAUAAUCCCCAAUUUAUUGAUGUCGACCGGCCGGAGACGCAUUUCAUCACCCAAUCUGAUUUUCGGCUGUGGUCGAAGAGACUGGCCUUGGGAUUGAUACGAGCAGGCUUGAAACCUGGCGAUCGCGUACUCCUCUUCUCUGGCAACUCACUUUUCACCCCCGUAGUUUUCAUGGGUAUCCUGAUGGCAGGGGGUAUUUUCACAGGCGCUAACCCUAGCUUUGUCGCUCGGGAACUUGCUUACCAGCUGAACGAUAGCGGCGCUUCGUUUCUAAUUGCAGCCGACGCUAGCAUGGAGAUCGCGAUAGAAGCCGCUGACAAGGCUGGCCUUCCGAGGAGUCAAAUAUAUAGUUUUGACAUAAGCGCACUCGAUAAGAAACCGGCUAAUGCGCGACUCGGGACUCAGCAUUGGACUUCUCUCCUCGCCCCUAAGAGCGAUGCUGUCAAGUUUGACUGGGUUGAGCCCGUCGAUGCGAGAACGACAGUGUGUGCUCUUAAUUAUAGCUCAGGCACGACAGGUGUGCCGAAAGGUGUCGAAAUCACACAUUACUCCUAUGUAGCGAACGGCCUCGGGGUUAACUACAUGGAGCGACUAGAUCCUGAAUAUGACGAAAAGAAGAAACGAUACCGCCGUUUAGGCUUCUUACCGAUGUAUCAUGCAUACGGCCAGACCUUCUUCGUCUGCAACUAUCCGAAAGAAGGCGUUCCAGUAUACAUUAUGCCUUCGUUCAAUUUUGAGAAGAUGCUACAGUGUAUUGAGAAGUUUCGUAUUGACACUCUCAUCGCUGUACCACCUAUCAUAGUUCUACUUGCCAAAAGUCCUCUUAGCCGCAAGUAUGAUCUUAGCAGUCUCGAAAAUAUAGGCUCUGGUGCCGCACCGCUAGGAGCCGAAGUUAGUGAUGAGGUCGCUAAGCUUUGGCCAGACGGCGCAUUGAAUCUUCGUCAGGGGUGGGGCAUGACAGAAUUAACUUGUACGAGUACAAGUUGGCACCCUAAAACGGCUGGUAAGUCUGCAGCCGUUGGCGAAUUAUUGCCGAAUUGCAAAGCACGUAUCAUGAGAAUCGACGGCUCAGGCGAGAUCACCAAAGCCAAUGAGAGGGGCGAGGUAUGGAUUACUGGGCCUACGCUAUUGAAGGGAUGGCACCCGUUGGCUAAAAACUGGCGAUGUUGGGUUGUGGAGAAGUAUGAGCAGGGUGGACUGUUCCACAUUGUCGACCGCAUCAAGGAGCUCAUCAAGGUGAAGGGUAAUCAAGUAGCGCCGGCCGAACUCGAGGACGUAUUACUCGAAAAUAAGGGUGUCCGCGACGCCGCUGUCGUAGGCGUAACUAUUAACGGCGAAGAAGUACCACGUGCAUACAUUGUCCCAGACCCCGAGGUGAAGCAGACGGAGCAGGAAAUUGCCAAGUGGAUGGAAUCCAAGGUUGUCAACUACAAGCGGUUACGAGGCGGUGUGAAGUUUGUCGAGGCCAUUCCCAAGAAUCCGUCCGGCAAGAUCCUUCGCAAAAUACUUAGAGACCAAGCAGCGAACGAAGUUGGUGAUAGUAAACCAGGAAUGGCGAAGUUAGCCUAA